AUGUCGCAGCAACGUGGCACCCUAACUACCCGGCCCAUCGAAUCUGGCGAUGAGGCAAGGUGGAGAAGCCUUUGGGCGGGUUACAAUGCUUUCUAGUGAGCUAAUGCAAUUCAGAGUGAUUGCGGGCUUUACACACCACGGUAGAGUCCCCUCUUGUCGAUAAUUUUGCUCACUCCUCCUCCCUAUCACAUCUGCAGCGAGCGCGAGAUCGCAGAGAAGGUCACCAAGACUACAUUUGCCCGCUUCCUGGACCCGGAUGAUGUGGUGCAAGCUGCGGUAGCGGUUAGCGCAGAGGGACAUGUACUCGGCUUUACCACCUCGAUGCCCCACCGUAGCACUUCCAGCAGUGAGUGACCGGCAACAAGCCAAGCGCAAUCUCGGGGGGUGCCAGUCCUUGGAUAACGUCUGUCACAGUUCCGUCUCACGAUGUUGACCUGACUUUUCGCAUGAUCAAUCACGUGCUUGUAGUCGAAGAUGUGGUAUAGUGAGUCAAGAACCUCUCUGCGGCCCGCCAAUGCGCUUUCAUGUUCAUCGACCUGGAUGCCUCUGCUCUGUGUAACAGCCUUCAGGAUCUCUUCGUGGAUCCGAGCAUUCGCAACGGAGGUGCGGGUCGAGCCUUGAUCGAGCACGUCUACGCUGAAGCAAGACGAGUCAAGUCGCCAAAAGUGUACUGGCACAAUCAGAUCCACAACCACCGAGCUCAAGUAAGUUUGAUCGGCCAAAGAUCUUUCGCGCUUCCGCAAUUGUGCAAACUUGACACACGAUGCCACGAUUGCAACGUUGCUAGUUGCUGUACGUCAAAGUAGGCAAGAGAUCCGACCGUGCUAUGUAUACGUGGGACCCGGACUACAAGCUGUUGGGUGAGCAUCAAAAGGAGUAAUUAGCCGCGGACAUCGCAACCGGCAUCACUCGUCAAGCGCUUUGUCAAAGUGACCUCCGAAUAACCGAAGGAUGGCUGGGCAUCUCGGAAGACGUGUUCUUCGCAUCGUCGUUGAGAUCCUUUAGCCCACAGCAUACUUUGACUGCUUUGCCAAUUCGGGAUGACGUAUCUGAGCUAAAGGCAGCCUCUGAGAAUUUGUGCAAGACCGAACCAUCGACGACUGGUGAUUCUCAGCGUAGGAAUGGAAGUAGCAACGAGAAUGAGGAGCCGUGA
Molecule: messenger RNA, 1153 nt
Organism: Ceraceosorus bombacis
Lineage: Eukaryota; Fungi; Basidiomycota; Exobasidiomycetes; Ceraceosorales; Ceraceosoraceae
Source: the annotation of a GenBank genome assembly